Molecule: messenger RNA, 582 nt
Organism: Endocarpon pusillum Z07020
Lineage: Eukaryota; Fungi; Ascomycota; Eurotiomycetes; Verrucariales; Verrucariaceae
Exons: 1
Coding region: 1-582 (193 amino acids)
Source: RefSeq, a predicted model, not a curated record
AUGAAGAAUCAACAAGGAACCAUCCAAAGAAUUCUGGCGGACAACUUCUCCGUCGUCCCUCACGCAAAAAUUACAUACGUUGGCUGGCUCACGAAGGAAUCAAUUAAGAAACGGAACUCUUCCAUAGUGAUCGAAUUUACACAACCCGAAAUGGCCAAUGCGAUUAUAUACGCUGGCUUCCUGUGGGAAGGCUUAAUCUACAACUGUCAGCUCUACGACCGCUCUUGCAGAAUCAAGCAAUGCCUCAGAUGCUAUGACUACGGCCACAUCGGUACUCAAUGUAGUGCUCCCCAAAAAUGCGGCUACUGCGCAGGUGGACAUGGAUCGCGAGACUGUUCUGUGAAGGGCAGCCCGGGAUUCAAGCCUAAAUGCGCCCUCUGCGGAGGAAUCCAUACAGCAUGGAAUGCUGCCUGCCCAGCAAGACAGAAAGAGAUGCAAAGGGUUGAGAAGGCAAAGCAAUUACGAAACCACUACUGGCCGAUACCGCCUAGGAGGACAGCAUCAGCAACAGACUCACACAACAAAACCGGACCUACACUGUCUACAUCAAGCUCAGAUGACACAACCGGACCAGCGACGUAG